CCACCAAACACUUCCUCCACCAUCAUAUUAUCAUCACCCGUUGAGGGAGAAGCUUUAGGAGAGAAAAAAAAAAGGGGUUUAGGCGCCCUCUUCCUUGAUUAAGUGGACCCCUUGCUCGGUCGGCAUUGACACCAUGGCCGCCAGAAGAGAAGAGCGACCGAGACAGACCCUAAUGCGGGUAGAUGAUGUGCCACCGAUCAGGGCGGAGGAGCGACCGAUAUGCGAGGAGUGGCUCCGUUCAAUCGGAUUUCUUGCACCGGGAGAGGACGAAGAGGUAUGGCACGCCAUUCUCCAGAACUGGGAGCGGUUCCUCAAGGCAACGAACACGAGGAUUACAGGAUCUGGCGCAGCCCGCCGAGUCGUGCAGAGCGCGGACGCUAAACAGCGUGAGGCAGUCAAGCAAGCAUUUUGGGACCGGAUAGAUGGGCUCGAAGCGCUAUCUGAGCGUUGGCCAGCAAAAGCACGCCUGACGCUCAAUCAAAGCGCGGAAGGGCCCGAUGCCAGGCCGUUCGAGUCGCUGGCGGCGAGGUGGCUAUUGGGAAAGCGGCGACGAUUUCAGUCCAUGUGGACAGGCUUGGUAUGCUUUCUGGUAUGGUCCAUCAAGGAGAAGGAAGAAAGUCUGGAGGAGAUGGGGCUAGUAUUGGACGAAGAGGAGAAGGAGGACGUGUUGGAUGUGGUGGUAGUGGUAACGCCAGGGUCAGGUUGCUUCAUGGACGAUGAUGAUGAUCCGGGAGAUGAACUUCAAGGAUUGUUUACUAAAAUGAUCACGGACGAGCCUGCGAAGGCGCAGAGGAACCCGCUGCUCUGGUGGAUGGCGAUCCUAGUACGGUCGGCGAUCUCGAAGGAGGGUGAGGAAGACUACAUCAGUCGGGGGAGGUUCAGCAUGAACAUUUUGCCGCUGGAUGUGGAUAUCAGGGACCGGAUCGAAGCUAUCGGACACUACAGUAAGGUGUUAAUCCUAGACAAGGCGUUCCAAGGGUGGCAAAAGGGAAGGGUUGGUCGUGGGGUUUGGUUGGAAGAGGUGCAGCGGGAAUUGAACGCGGUAGACAACGAAUGGCUCAACGAAGAGAAUGGGCAGCGGCCGGACAACCGGCUGGACAGUCGAACGUGCCUAUCGCCGGGGUGGAAGAUGAUGCUAGAGCACCUGGGAAAGGAAGGGAAAGAAUGGUUAGGAGAGAGGGAAGGGACGGUUAUGUGGGAGGUUAGGAGGCUUCUGGGGUCACUUAGGAGAGCCAGGGAGUAAAUGUGAGGAGGGAGGCCGAAGGCAAUAAGCGGAAUAGCAGAGACAGAAGCAAUAAUAAAUCCGGCGUCUCAAAACUUGUUCAGUUUCUUAGUUGUUCCAAUGUUGCGAUUACCCCUAGCAGGCUAGCUGAGUCUAAAUACAACUAUACA
Molecule: messenger RNA, 1392 nt
Organism: Ilyonectria robusta
Lineage: Eukaryota; Fungi; Ascomycota; Sordariomycetes; Hypocreales; Nectriaceae
Exons: 1
Coding region: 134-1243 (369 amino acids)
Source: RefSeq, a predicted model, not a curated record